AUCUGUCUCCUCUCAUGGGACUCGGCCAGUCGUCGCGGUGUUUGCUGCUGCGGCGGAAGAUGGCGGAGGACAGUUCCGAGCGGCAACAGCCAGUCAUGUCCCCCCUCUCCCAGUCUGCCCAGCCCUCCUCCCUCCCUAAACCAGUUCCUAGUUCCCCCCACGUGCCCUUCGCCCCCCUCGCUCCUCAUGCAGGAGCCCCGGCCGCCUGCCCUGGACGAGGGAAGAUCGCCAAGUUCCUCAGCCCGGAGGAAAUGACAUCACGGGACUACUACUUCGACUCGUACGCACACUUUGGCAUCCAUGAGGAGAUGCUGAAGGACGAGGUGCGGACGCUGACCUACCGCAACGCCAUGUACCACAACAAGCACGUGUUCAAGGAUAAGAUCGUCCUGGACGUCGGCAGCGGCACCGGCAUCCUCUCCAUGUUUGCUGCCAACGCUGGAGCCAAACACGUGUACGGGAUCGAGUGUUCCAGUAUAUCUGAAUAUUCAGAGAAGAUUAUCAAGUCCAAUCACCUACACAACGUGAUUACCAUCUUCAAGGGCAAAGUGGAGGAGGUGGAGCUCCCCGUGGAGAAGGUGGACAUCAUCAUUUCCGAGUGGAUGGGCUACUGCCUCUUCUACGAGUCCAUGCUCAACACGGUGAUCUUCGCCCGGGACAAGUGGCUGAAACCCGGAGGCCUGAUGUUCCCCGACAGAGCGGCGCUCUACGUCAUAGCCAUCGAGGACAGACAGUACAAGGACUUCAAGAUUCACUGGUGGGAAAACGUGUACGGGUUCGACAUGAGCUGCAUCCGCAACGUGGCCAUCAAAGAGCCGCUGGUGGACGUGGUCGACCCCAAGCAGGUGGUGACCAACAGCUGCCUCCUCAAGGAAGUGGACAUCUACACUGUGAAGCCGGAGGACUUGUCCUUCACCUCGGCCUUCUGUCUGCAGAUCCAGCGCAACGACUACGUCCACGCGCUGGUCACCUACUUCAACAUAGAGUUCACCAAAUGCCACAAGAAGACCGGCUUCUCCACUGCUCCUGACGCUGCGAGCACACACUGGAAGCAGACAGUGUUUUAUUUGGAGGACUACUUAACGGUCAAGAAGGGCGAGGAGAUCUUUGGCAGCGUAGCUGUCAGGCCCAACGAGAAGAAUGUGCGUGACCUGGAGUUCACCCUCGAGUUGGACUUUAAAGGACAGCUAUGUGAAGCCGCCAUUUCCCACGACUACAAAAUGCGUUAGGAACCUAAAAGAAAAGGGAAAAAAAAAAGCCCUGCUGCGGACUAACUACCUCCCGGCCCCCCGGAGACCACCAGAGAGAGGGGGAGGCUUCCGGCUCCCCAACGAGCUGGUCCGGGAGAGCGGACGGACACAUCUGACCGGACGCCAUCGAAGCAGCAUCCGAAGCCCCUUUCAGACAUUUCCUGAUCUCCAUGAAUCUGGUGACAGCUGAACCCGUCUUGAUCACAUCCGAGAGAAGCGCCUCCCCGUCCGAAGAGCUUUUCGAUAACACUUCUUGAUGAGUUUGAGCUGGUUGUUGCUGCAGUCACAGUAAAUACGGUAUCACGAUCCGCUCCGGUGGAAUCCACCGGAUUCUGUUGUCGAA
This is a messenger RNA of Cololabis saira (Pacific saury), 1593 nucleotides long. RefSeq names its product protein arginine methyltransferase 8b (gene prmt8b). Gene Ontology annotation, molecular function: protein-arginine N-methyltransferase activity. The transcript has 10 exons. Gene Ontology annotation, biological process: peptidyl-arginine methylation. Lineage: Eukaryota; Metazoa; Chordata; Actinopteri; Beloniformes; Belonidae. The coding region runs from base 15 to 1229 and encodes 404 amino acids. Gene Ontology annotation, cellular component: plasma membrane. The record is from RefSeq and is a predicted model, not a curated record.